AUGACCUCUAUGGAAAACACUGAAGCAAGUGUAAGAUCCCUUAAUGAUAUAAAUCUUGAAGAACUAGCUCAAAGACAACAACAACAAAAUAUAUAUGUCAAUAAUCCUCCCAUACUUGAAAAUCAAACUAACCAACAACAACAACAACAAUCAUUUUCAUCUUCAUCACUUACCAAUAACAAUAAGAAACUCUCAAAACAUCUAAAUCGAGAUACAACCACUAAAGGUAAAUAUACUUUAAAUGAUUUUCAAAUCUUAAGAACUCUAGGUACAGGUUCAUUCGGUAGAGUUCAUUUAACUAGAUCAAUCCAUAAUGGUAGAUUCUAUGCCAUGAAAACUUUGAAAAAGGAAAGAGUGGUUAAUAUGAAACAAGUUGAACAUACUAAUGAUGAAAGAAGAAUGUUAAAAUUAGCUCAACAUCCAUUUAUUAUAAGAAUGUGGGGCACAUUUCAAGAUUGUCAUAAUUUAUUUAUGAUAAUGGAUUAUAUAGAAGGUGGUGAAUUAUUCUCCCUUUUAAGAAAAUCUCAAAGAUUCCCAACUCCAGUAGCUAAAUUUUAUGCUGCAGAAGUAUUCUUAGCUAUUGAAUAUUUACAUAAUUUAGAUAUAAUUUAUCGAGAUUUAAAACCUGAAAAUAUCUUAUUAGAUAAAAAUGGUCAUAUUAAAUUAACUGAUUUUGGAUUUGCUAAAGAAGUUAGUGAUGUUACUUAUACUUUAUGUGGUACUCCAGAUUAUAUUGCUCCUGAAGUAGUAACAACAAAACCUUAUAAUAAAUCAGUUGAUUGGUGGUCAUUUGGAAUUCUUAUUUUUGAAAUGUUAACAGGUUAUACUCCAUUUUAUGAUCCAACUCCUAUGAAAACUUAUGAAAAUAUUUUAAAUGGUACUAUAACAUUUCCUGAUUAUUUACCUCCUGAUAUACUUGAUUUAUUACAAAAAUUAAUUGUUAAAGAUUUAACUCAAAGAUUAGGUAAUUUACAAGGUGGUUCAGAUGAUGUUAAAAAUCAUGCUUGGUUUAAAGAAGUUAUUUGGGAAAGAUUAUUAUCAAGAGAUAUUGAAACUCCUUAUGAACCUCCUAUAACUUCUGGGGUAGGUGAUACUUCUCAAUUUGAUAGUUAUCCUGAAGAUAAAGAUCUUGAUUAUGGUAUUUCUGAUGUUAAUGAUCCUUAUCGAAAUUUAUUUAAUGAUUUUUAAUAAUAAAAAAUUCUUGUAUAGUAAUAGUUUUUCUUUCCAUUUUUUUAUUUUACAUUCAUUCUUUCUUUUCUCUUCUUGCUUG
Messenger RNA from Scheffersomyces coipomensis, 1270 nucleotides. RefSeq names its product cAMP-dependent protein kinase catalytic subunit TPK1 (gene TPK1). Bases 1 to 1188 code for a protein of 395 amino acids. Gene Ontology annotation, biological process: protein phosphorylation. Gene Ontology annotation, cellular component: nucleus. The record is from RefSeq and is a predicted model, not a curated record. The transcript has a single exon. Gene Ontology annotation, molecular function: ATP binding; protein serine/threonine kinase activity. NCBI's taxonomy places the organism in Eukaryota, Fungi, Ascomycota, Pichiomycetes, Serinales, Debaryomycetaceae.